Zygotorulaspora mrakii is the source of this 969-nucleotide messenger RNA. It is a transcript of the gene LIA1, whose product is annotated as deoxyhypusine monooxygenase. The coding region runs from base 1 to 969 and encodes 322 amino acids. Lineage: Eukaryota; Fungi; Ascomycota; Saccharomycetes; Saccharomycetales; Saccharomycetaceae. The transcript has a single exon. The record is from RefSeq and is a predicted model, not a curated record. Gene Ontology annotation, biological process: peptidyl-hypusine biosynthetic process. Gene Ontology annotation, molecular function: deoxyhypusine monooxygenase activity.
AUGUCGACGAAUUUUGAGAGACACUUCCAGGAAUCUGUAGACGGUUGCACAUUAGAACAGCUGCGAGACAUUUUGAUCAACAAGUCCGGUAAAUCACCACUCGCCAACAGAUUUAGAGCGCUUUUUAACUUGAAAUGUACUGCAGAAGAAUUUGAAUCGCAACCAGAAGAGGCACAAAAGGCUGUCAACUACAUCUCGGAGGCAUUUGGCGACGAUAGCGAACUUUUGAAGCACGAAGUUGCCUACGUUCUGGGACAAACCAAGAAUCUUAACUGUGCUAUUCCACUGAGAAAAGCUACCUUGGAUCAAAACCAACAAUGUAUGGUCAGACAUGAGGCUGCCGAGGCUUUGGGUGCUCUGGGCGAUAAAGAUUCUCUCGACGUUCUUGAAACAGCGUUCAAGGAAGAUCCUUCUGUUGACGUGAGAGCUACUUGCGAAUUGGCCAUUGACAGAAUAAAAUGGCAGCACAGCGAGAAGAAGACAAAGGAGAGCCUGCAACCUUCGCUAUACUCCAGUAUAGAUCCAGCUCCACCCUUGGCCUUGGAGAGAGAUUACAACGUCGAAGAACUGAAAGAACUAUUGAAUGACCCAAAGAAGCCUCUAUUCGAGAGGUAUAGAGCUAUGUUCAGGUUAAGAGACAUAGGUACGGAUGAAGCAGCUCUGGCACUUGCAACAGGUUUCGAUGAUGACUCUGCCUUGUUUAAGCACGAAAUUGCUUAUGUUUUUGGCCAAAUGGGUAACACUGUUGCUAUUCCACAUUUGGUCGAAGUAUUGGGGCGCAAACAGGAGGCAUCCAUGGUUAGGCACGAAGCUGCUGAGGCCCUAGGUGCUAUUGCAACAGGUGAAGUUUUGCCAGUCCUGCGCAAGUAUUUGGACGACGAAGAUCCGGUUGUAAGAGAGUCAGCUAUUGUUGCCCUUGAUAUGUAUGAGUAUGAGAAUAGUAAUGAGCUGGAAUAUGCUCCUGCCUAA